Molecule: messenger RNA, 5108 nt
Organism: Mugil cephalus (flathead mullet)
Lineage: Eukaryota; Metazoa; Chordata; Actinopteri; Mugiliformes; Mugilidae
Gene: fam222ba
Product: family with sequence similarity 222 member Ba
Exons: 3
Coding region: 1245-3038 (597 amino acids)
Source: RefSeq, a predicted model, not a curated record
GUCCGGUGCCGUGUGACAUCCUCUCAAAUUGUGACAUAAAUCCUCGGAGAGGUUGGGAAGGCAACAAUGGGACUGUGUUAUGUCCCAGGCUCCUGGCUAGCCUGGCUAACCUAGCCAGGAGCCUGGGCAGUCAGCUGGCACAGCGACUGGCAACAUGCUGAUUCCUCUUAUCUGCUGCACUGCUCCCCUGUCUUGUCUCUGUACCUACUGUAAAAUACCAACCUACUUCUAAUAAGCCGCUGCAUCUUAUGCCGGCACAGGAGAAGCUGUCAGCUGUAGUUUAAAGCUGCCGUUAACUGAACUAAGGUCUGUGUUGUGGUUAGCCAGCUGCCUCCUGCAGUUUGACAACACUGACUGAGGAUUAAGUGGGGCUCCAUUAGCUUGCCAGAUGAUCGCGGUGCUGAUAUACGCCUCCAUCGGGACGAUUUUCAUCAGCGCGAUGUAGAUGGUUUUGUGCCUUGUCUCAAGAGAAAUUGUGAGUUGUUUUCCUGAAAGAAGACAGCUGGUGCUGAAGUUUGCAGUGUGCUUAUUUUACUCUACUAGCUUCGCUCAGAGUGUGCCAUAGCUGUCGCUAAGUUGUCACCCUGCUGCCAGCCUGUGAUCAGGUAGUCAUUAGGACACGCGUGCAUACAUCCACAUUCAUAGUGGCAGCCGUGUUCAGACGGCAGGCAGAUGGUGUGUGCGCCCCUCGCGUCCCCGGCGCGUCUCCUAACGCAGAGGCGGGGAGAGAUGUUGCCACCUGCAAAAAGCGAAGUGUUAAAGGUGAUAACAAAAGGUUGACGUCACCGGGCUCAUCCUGAUCCUGCCGCACAACCCCGACCACUGAGGAGGUGGAGGUGGAGGAGGAGGAGGAGGAGUAGUUGUUUCAGAGGAGGAGAGUAGCUUUCUGCUAUAAUGGUUCGUGUCUGGAAGGAAAAGGUCUAUCUCUGAUCAAAUUUCGGGUAUCCUAAGGGCGCACUUAACUAAUGGGAUCCUAUCGAUGUCUCUCCCCCUCCGAGCCCGAUCUUCACACGGCGGAAUGUUAAUGUUGCCACAGCCUGUCCGUGUUGUCUUUGGCUGCUCCGAGGCUGCCUUUAUUGUCCCAAUCGGCCUAUAAUGUCACGGAGCUUGACGGAUUUUAUGAAAAGGCGUCCCACAGUAAAGCAACUCUUCUGUGACUGACCGGACUAUGGAAGUUGUCGGGUUUGCCCUGCACAUGUGUGAGGAGAAGUGUGUGUCCCAUGUUACAUUAGUGUCUGUGUGAAAUGCUGGCCUGUCUGCCAGGGCCAGGUGACCUCCCCCUCCAGCUUCUCCCCCACACGCAGAUGAACACUGGACUUCAGAAAUGGGACACCACACAAAGGAUGAGAUCCGCUCCGUUUCCAACCCCUGCCGAAUUGGAUGCAUAUGCUAAGAAGGUUGCCAACAACCCCCUCACCAUCAAGAUCUUCCCCAACAGCGUCAAGGUCCCCCAGCGAAACCACGUGCGCCGCACCGUCAACGGGCUGGAUACGUCAGGCCAGCGCUACAGCCCUUACCCAUCUUCUCAGGCCAGUGCCAAGACAGGUCUUCUCGCCAUUGUCAAGACGCCCACGGUCAAAGGCAUCCUUAAAGAUUUCGACGGCACCCGGGCUCGCUUGCACCCUGAAGUCAUCAUGAACCCUCCCCCUGGACCCUAUCAAGUGGCUUCCACCAGCACUUUAAACCACCACCUUCCUAUGCCCAACCUGUCCCACCCCCAGCAGAGUGUGCCCCUCCAGCCACAGGACCCUCCUCAGACUUUACAAAUGCCCCACCCUCAGCAGCAGGCUCACACCCAGAGUCUCAGAUACCCUCAUCCCAUGGCCCAGCACCCUCAGGGCCCGCCCAGACUCCAGACUCUGCCUCAGCACCCAGCCCUUGGGCACCCGCAGGGGCCCCCUACUGUCAUGCUUCAGCAGCAGCAUCUUCAGCAGCAGCCACCGCCCGGUCUGCAGGGGAGCAGGAAGCUGCCAGAUGGCGACGCACCGCCUAACGUUACUGUCUCUACCUCAACCAUUCCACUCUCCAUGGCCGCUGGUCUGCACCAGGGCCGUCAGAGCGACCUGAGUACCAUUGUGCAUCAGAUCAACCAGUUCUGCCAAGCUCGGGCCCAAUGUGCAGGAACCACCUCCUUGUGCGAAGGCCAGAUCGCCAACCCCAGUCCCAUUAGUCGCAACCUGCUUAUCAGCGCCUGCUCCAGGGUAUCCAUGCACAGUAACCCUGCCACCCCCGGCUUUCCCCCACACAACUGCAUCCUAGGCCCAAAAGAGAAAGCCACAGCCCCAGUGGGAGCUCACGCUCCUCCCAGCGUGGCCACUAUGAACCACUUGCCUUCCAACCACACUGAUCUCAAGCAGCAGCAGCAGCACCAGCUGCAGCAGCAGCAUCUGCAUCAACAACAGAAUCAACAACAACUGCAACACAAUGCACAGCAGCAGAAGAUGCGCUCUUGGAAUCAGCAUCAGUUGGCUCACGUGCCCCACAUUCAGAACGGUGUGACCCACCUCUGCAAGCAGCCUUCCAGGGACCCCGCCUUCCAGUUUAAAGGCAUGGGCUACCCUGCAGAGGUGUGUGUGGGUCAGCCUUACUCACUGAAACCUCCGGUGGAGAGGCCCACGCCCUCACCCCCCGUCAACAACGGUAUGCCUGGUCCCAUGGCCCACUACACUAAUGGUCACUACUUCCAAUCCCACAUUUGGAACAGCAGCAUCCUACCCACACCCAACAGUGACAGCUCCGGGUCUCAGGACGUAGCCAUGCCAUUCCACAGUGCGGGACCAGGAGGAUGCACCACAAUAGACUGUGGGCCCCCUGGGCCUCCCCAUUACAGGCUAGGAACAAGCUCCUCCACCUCCUCCUCCGCCCAGACUAAUCUGAUGCAAACGGCAGAUUACUUGGGUGGGGACUUCCAGACGCCCUACUUCCGCGAUCAGAAUCUAGGGUUGAUGGGCAAGAUGCACAGGCCUCCUCUGAACAGGGUAGGUCCGGAGGUUGGAGACGGCAGAACCGCUCUCAUCCAGCACCCAGGGUACAGAUAAGCUAUGGCCUUGUCUCCACAACCAUUAUCAACCCCCUUUGUUUAGUCUUAAGAAAGGAAACACAUGAAUAAAACUCAACUGAUACGUUAAACAAAUGACCGCUAAUAUUAAAGAGGGUAAAUUAAUAUAUUUAAUGAAGAACAGUAGUUUUUUUUUCCUCUUUUUUUUUUUUUUAUCUUGCAAGUGAUCAAUUGCUACUGUUAUUUUUGUUGAUGAGUGCUUUUACCUGGCACGUAUUGUGUGUACACAUCUGUACUGUUCAUUCCCUGCUUUCUCCUCAUCAUACUCGUCUAUCUGUGUGCCUGGAUCUCAACAGAUCCUGUGUAAUUCCUACUUCUGACCUGUUGUUAAACUUUUAUUAUGCAUGUGGGAAAGAAGAUAGACUGAUCUCUCGCUGGAAAAACUCCCAACGUCUACUGAUGGAUAUUGUUUUCACAGGAUCAUGUCAGGAAUUUUUGGCUACGACUAGUUCUAUUGGACUGACCAAACUGUUGGUGUUGAUUCUUCAAGGUUAAUUACAGUCACUUCAGGAUAGAAGAGAGAGUAAUGAUCUUGUUCAGUGCCAUCACACACUGGAAACUUCGUAAAUACAGCUGGAAAAAGCUUGCGGUAUGCACAUGUACACAGGGGUUUUAUUCUUUUGAAAUGUUUUUAUUUAUUUGUGUAACGGGACUACUAAAGAUUGAUUCCACGUGGUCAGUUUAGGAAACAUGAAAUCAGGAUGUCUGUACGUAUUGAAGUCCCUACAGGGAGCAAUUAUUUUGAAAAGGCGAAGCUCUGGUCUGCUUAAAUGCUGCAAUGAAUUCAGGUGUUUAAACAAAAAGACUUUUUUUUUUUUUUUUGCCACAGUUGGCAACAAGAUUGUGAGAUGUUUAGGAGCAGAAAAAAAAGUCAUGAAAGAUUAACUCUCCUACCUUAAAAUGGCCAAAGUCAGGUUAACAAGGACACACUAUUGUGAAGUUGUGCCAUUUUCCGUUUGUGUCCUCUUCAGAUCGUUUUUGUGUCCAUGACAAAUGUAUUACUUGAAUGUUGAGAUUACUUGUUUUUUUUUUUGUUCUUUUUUUUUUUUUUUGCAGGUAUUGAAAGGGAUGGGUUAGCUAUGAGGACGAAACUCUGGAGUAGAAGAAAUAAGUGUUAAUAAUGUCAUGUAGAAUCUACCUACUGUACAAGCCUAGCCAGAGUUUUGAUCCUGACAACAGGAACUUCAGUGAAUUGUGUGUAGUUGCUACUGAUUCUGAUGUGAAGUCUGCUCGAAACGACCAAAUUGAUCACUUGCAAGAUCACCAGGAGGUGAACGACUUUUAAGUUUAAAGUGAAACAGCAAAUGCAUUGUUUAUUUUAUUGUACACUGACUUACCUACUAGACUACUGUAACUUUAAAGUUUAAUGAUUGUGUGUGAAUGUUGCCUCCUGAUGUGGGCACAAUUAAAGGUGAGUGUGAGAGUGUUGGAGUGUGUGUGUGUGUGUGUGUGUGUGUGUGUGUGUGUGUGUGUGUGUGUGUGUGUAAUACAAUGACGCCCAUGUUCUGUUCACCUAACUCCCUAACAGCCCUUAAAAAGCCUUAAGUGUUUGGUCCUUGGACUUUCCUUUGAAAACGAGCAUGGUUUUAUUAAUGAAACCCCAAAUAAUAAGGAGAAGAAGACGGUGAGAAUACACAGCAACAGCAAUUGUUUUCUUUUUUCUUUCUUUCUUUUUUUCUUUUUAUUUUAAUGACAUUUCGUUGAAUAGAGCAAUUCCUUAGAGAUUCUUUAUUAUGGAGAGCGAGAAAAGGAGUACUAUUUUGUAAUUAUAUAUUUUAGCAAUGUGUAGUUACUGAGCUGUAACAUUUUUUCCAAGUUUCAAAGCUUCAGUUUGCAGUUGUGACUAUUUAUAAUACUUGAUUUGCUUGUUAUUUAAAUUUUAUUUUCCUCUUUGUUUCUUGUACUAUUGCUGUGAAAUGGAAGAAGGUCCAUAAGCCUUUCUUUUGUGUCAUUCUGUACGACAGAUAAGAGGCAAGAGCGUGAGAGUUGUGCUACUCUUUUUGUAAUAUUGUAAUAAUAAAAUAAAGUUCUAAUUUAUGCUUUGAAAAGC